AGGUCCCUGGGCUCGAGCCCAGACGGCGGUUUAACCGAACUGCCACAGAAAACCUUCUCUAUCGACUUCACCCUAAACUAGUGGACGAAGGUGAUUGACUUUCAGAGUGCAAAUCAAGGACGAGAUAUAACCUAUCUAGAAAUUCCUAUGGAGGCCAGUAAAUACUUCAAGGCCAUGGAGGAAUCGACGAACAGUCCAGUCAUUGACGACCCCACGGACGAAGAGGACUCAUCGGCGGACUAUAGUCCUCAAAUAGUCCGGAGAAAAACCCCUUUCAAUAUAACAAAAGUGGCAAAUAACAAAUCCGAUGAAGAAGUUACAGAAGAACUUCAUGCCAAAGCUCUGCCACAUAUCUUCACCUCGGACAAGUCAUACUCCUACGAUGAUAGAGUGUCUCUUUACUGCGACCAAAUCAUCGGCAAAUGUUCGGCAGAAGAUGUGGGUGAAGCCCUGGGUGUGUACCUGACAGGUAAACUCUCUCGUCCUACCGGGUCCUGGAAGGCCGUGUGGCGGACGGUCCCGGACGUGUUGCUCGAAGACUGCGACUACGGAGAACUUGAGUUCGUUGGAGUGCUUGUGGAGGUCACUUGGAGGCCGGGUAAGGUGACGGUGUACCCUCAGCAGGUCUCUGUGUCUGUGACGGAGCCGUUCUCCUCCAACAUCACAAACCUACCCAGGAAGCUGGUGGGGGCCCUUCUGUUGGAGCUCGGCCACAAGGUGACGGUGCUGGAAGUCUACCCGAUUCAGAACCAGGGCAAGGAGGUCGACGAAAUAGCGGAAGCCCUGGAGCAGCUUAGGUUCUUCUAUGACUCUCUUUGGAGAGAUUGGGUGGAUGUUAAGCAGGGGGAGGAAUACGCUGAACGGAUCGAGAAACGACUCAGGCUGUACUAUGACAUGCAGGAAGCCUUCCCUGGGGAGAUGGCCCAGAGUUACCAGCAAACCCUGGAGGAGUACAACACGAAGCAGGCUGAGAUGAGCGUCUACCAGGCCUCUCUGCCCGGGGAGCCACAGCCCCGCGAGGCUGUGGAGUGCUGGAGGAAGUACUACGAGAUGACCAUGCUCGCCGGGUUCCUCAAGUUCUGGGAGGACACUAGGCCAGGGAGCUCCGGACUGUCCAGAAUUUACAAACGCAGAAGAGGAGAGAGGACCUCAGGGAUGCCAGUCACACACAUCGUGGCUCAGAUGAUGACUGCAGCCAUGGUGAAGAGCUUCUCCUCAGACACUCUGAUCCAUCAGCAUGACAGCCUGUCUGGUGCACUGGACGCCUGUUUCUCUGGGGACACUGUGGUCCUGGUUCCUGGACAGUACCAAGCCCAUGGUCUGUCCACCCUCACUGACGACAUCACCAUCAGGGGAGCAGGAGAGCAGCGGGAGGUAGUGCUGACCUCCCAGCCGGGCCAACCCUGCCUGGUGGUUUCCAACGCUGCCCGGGUGAAGCUGUCCAACCUGCGGCUGCAGCAGGAGCCUCUACGUGAGGCGGCUGGGGUGCUGGUGGUGGUGGAGGCGGGGGAGAUGACCCUGGACGGCUGUGAGCUCCAGGGUGGGGUCACCGGGGUGUGUGUCCACACCGGGGCCACACUCCUAAUGAGGAGCUGUGAGGUCUCAGGAGCUCAGGGUGCUGCUGUGGAGCUGUCUCCAGGCAGUGUAGCAGAGCUCAGUGGGAAUGAGAUCCAUCACUGUAGCAACAAGGAGAAGCAUGGAGCCAUCAGCCUCAAGAUUCUCCCCAAGCCAAGGCUCACGAUGUCCGACAACCAUAUCCAUGACAACCAGGGAUACGGGAUUGCCAUUGUCGUCCCCGACAACCUCCAGCCUCCCGUCCCGAGGUCGGAGCCCACGGACCUGACGGCCAGCGGGGACCAAGGUACCCCGGAGCACCUGGCCCAGGUCCUCCAGGAGCUCGGCCUGGAGGUCCAGUCCAACAAACUGGACCAGAACCAGCUGGGAGACAUCCAUCUGCUGCACCACAGCGGGUCCAGAACAUAGCUGGGGAGAGGGACUAGAACCCCAGAGGAACCAGAACCUCUGGGGAAUCCUUCUGCUUCAAAUCAGUUGACUUUUUUAAAUUGAGAGUUUGGGUGUUUUUAGGAUUCUAAUGUUGAACUGAAUGUUAAGUUAUUUUUAUUGUUGAUUAUUUUAUGGAAUAAUACUAAAGACAUAAAACGACUUUAGUUCUUUUAAAAAACGUCUUAACGUUAAUAGAAAAGUAAUUGUUUUUUGCCAAACAGCAGUUUUAUUAAGACAAAAAACAUUCAACAGGAUUUUUUUAUUGUUGUAAAAGUUCCAGAAAACAAAGAACCACUGCUGUCAUUAAGGAACAGAACAAUAAAAUGAUAGAAAACAG
This is a messenger RNA of Gadus morhua (Atlantic cod), 2341 nucleotides long. RefSeq names its product testicular spindle-associated protein SHCBP1L. NCBI's taxonomy places the organism in Eukaryota, Metazoa, Chordata, Actinopteri, Gadiformes, Gadidae. Bases 148 to 1983 code for a protein of 611 amino acids. Gene Ontology annotation, cellular component: meiotic spindle. Gene Ontology annotation, biological process: spermatogenesis; male meiosis cytokinesis. The transcript has 10 exons. The record is from RefSeq and is a predicted model, not a curated record.